Molecule: messenger RNA, 1786 nt
Organism: Rhododendron vialii
Lineage: Eukaryota; Viridiplantae; Streptophyta; Magnoliopsida; Ericales; Ericaceae
Product: putative ALA-interacting subunit 2
Exons: 10
Coding region: 557-1597 (346 amino acids)
Cellular component (GO): plasma membrane; endoplasmic reticulum; Golgi apparatus
Source: RefSeq, a predicted model, not a curated record
AGAAAUGGUUUUAUUUGGCCAUACCCGACUGGGCUGGGCAUCGGACCCGGUGUUAGUUUCGUUUAGUCAUGCACCUUUACGCAGAGAUUAGCAUCGCAUCCCCCGCAGGUAUAUACCCGUGCGCCCCGUUUGCCAACCCAGCAUUUCCGUCAACCGCCGUAGACGCAUCCGACACCGUGCCCUCUCUCUCUCUCUCUAGCAGGAAUAUAUACUUGCACCACAGAUACAUACACAUUUCGUGUUCUUUCCCACCCACGGAAGCAAUUACUCACCGCGAUUCUCUCUCUCUCUUCCCCGCCAAAGGAAGCAGGCCCGGCCCUCCUACUAGGAAGCCGACUAAUUCUGGAUUAGCCGGGGCUGUCUGUGUCAAUUAAGGCAGUGUUUGGUGAGCUGGAAUUAUUGGAACGAAACAAUGAUUUUUUGGCCUCGUCCAAUGGGAAUGUAACCUAAGCAAUUGUGUUCAACCACCUUGCAAUUAGGUUGUUGGGGGAUUGGAGUUGUUACUGAAGGAUUCGUUGUGGGGUGGCUUUGGUUGAGCUGAAUUUUUUUUAUUUAGAUGGAUGAGGAUGGAGGUAGUUUCUCAGCAGUUGGCGUACAAGCACAAUCAAUCUCACCUCGUAGAUCAAAUGCUAUAUAUCAUUUCACCCAACAAAGUCUCCCCGCUUGUAAACCUGUCCUUACUCCAGCAUGGGUCAUUACAACAUUUUUUUUGAUUGGUGUCAUUUGUAUUCCUGUUGGGCUUCUUUCCCUUCACGCUUCACAAAGUGUUGUGGAAAUCGUGGACAGAUAUGAUAUUGAUUGUAUACCACCACCAUUUAAGAGUAAUAAGGUGGCAUAUAUCAAAGAUAGCUCAGUUACAAAAAAUUGUUCUCGGUUCUUGAAGGUUCCCAAACACAUGAAGGCCCCGAUUUUCAUCUACUAUCAGCUGGAUAACUACUACCAGAACCACCGCCGGUAUGUCAAAAGCAGAAGUGAUAAGCAGCUUUUGUACGGAUUGAAGUACAAUGGCACAAGUUACUGUAAACCUGAAGAUUCCAACAAUGGUCUCCCAAUUGUCCCGUGUGGUUUAAUCGCAUGGAGUUUGUUUAAUGACACUUAUAGCUUUUCUCGUGGGACAUCGGCAUUGAAGGUCAACAGGAAGAAUAUUUCCUGGAAGAGUGACCGGGAUCACAAAUUUGGAAAGGAAGUCUAUCCCUUCAAUUUCCAGAAUGGAAGCUUGAUUGGUGGUGGAAACCUGGAUCCAAAUAUUCCCCUAAGUGACCAAGAGGAUCUGAUUGUAUGGAUGCGUACUGCUGCACUCCCUAGCUUCCGGAAGUUAUAUGGGAGAAUUGAAGAGGAUUUGGAUGCGGAUGAUGUUGUAGUAGUGGACGUUUUGAAUAACUACAAUACUUACAGUUUUGGUGGGAAGAAAAAGCUUGUUCUAUCAACAUCGAGCUGGUUGGGAGGAAAGAAUGACUUCCUUGGGAUGGCCUAUCUUUCUAUCGGUUCUUCCUCUAUAUUGAUCUCCCUGGUCUUCCUGGUGCUUCAUGUGAAAAAUCCAAGGCCUUAUGGUGACGCAAAUUAUUUAUCUUGGAACUGGAAAGGCAUUUCUAGCUGAAGGUGGUGUUGCUUUAUUUCAAAAUAUUCAUUUCAUACCACACAUGCAUCCAAUUAAAAGCCUGAUGUAAGCAUGUAACUGUAUAUUUUCAUAGGAAAUGUCACGAAACUUUAAAUGUUAGUGUAAUGUAAGUUCUAAUUUGGCCAGGAUGUUGCUUUUGGUGGUUUUAUAGAUGGUUAGUUAAUACUA